AUGCCAGGCUACAACCACCCUUCACUGGCAGCCAUUGCGCCUUUUCUAGAACCCACCGCUGCGGGGCCUUCAACAAGGUGGGCCGCUCGCACUGCCAAACGACUGAAAUGUACCGUUGCGGUCGGCUAUCCUGAAGCAGCUGAGGAAGGAAACUACAACACUAUCUUCGACAAACACAUCACGGCCGAAGCUGGUGCCGUCGCUUACAACUCACUGGUGUUUGUCAGUGCUAGUGGAGAUGUCGUUGCCCACUAUCGAAAGUCUUUCCUCUACUACACUGAUGAGACCUGGGCCCAGGAAGGCUCCGGUUUUUGGGCCGGUGUGUUACCAAUAGGAGGGAAGGGUCAGCAGGUCAAGGCUGCCGCGGGAAUAUGCAUGGAUGUUAACCCAUACAAGUUCGAGGCACCUUGGACAGCCUACGAAUUUGGUAAUCACGCGCGGGAAUCCCGUGCAAAGAUUGUCGUCAUCAGCAUGGCGUGGCUCACGAGGCUGAGUGCCGAAGAGCUGUCCAGUCAAGUGAUGAGUCCGGACGAAGACACCGUCAGCUAUUGGGUCGACAGACUCAGCCCGUUGUUCGGUCCGCAAGGGGCCGAUCCCGAAACCAUUGUUGUUUGCGCCAACCGCACUGGUGAAGAAGGUGUGAGUCCACGAAUUGGCGAGGUAAGGUACGCCGGCAGCAGUUGUAUCAUGGGUGUGCAGAAGGGAAAUUCGGUCAGGAUAUGGGAUAUCUUUGGCAGAGCACAAGAGGGUGUUCUCCUGGUGAAUACCACUGGUCCCGCAAAGUACACGAUCAAGCUGGGGGUAAAGCCUGAGCAGGAGGACUCGGCCGCGGAGAACCCUACGGACUGA
This is a messenger RNA of Exophiala spinifera, 849 nucleotides long. RefSeq lists its product as uncharacterized. The record is from RefSeq and is a predicted model, not a curated record. The transcript has a single exon. The coding region runs from base 1 to 849 and encodes 282 amino acids. Gene Ontology annotation, molecular function: protein-N-terminal glutamine amidohydrolase activity; protein-N-terminal asparagine amidohydrolase activity. Gene Ontology annotation, biological process: protein catabolic process. Lineage: Eukaryota; Fungi; Ascomycota; Eurotiomycetes; Chaetothyriales; Herpotrichiellaceae.